Panonychus citri (citrus red mite) is the source of this 1313-nucleotide messenger RNA. RefSeq lists its product as uncharacterized. The record is from RefSeq and is a predicted model, not a curated record. Lineage: Eukaryota; Metazoa; Arthropoda; Arachnida; Trombidiformes; Tetranychidae. The transcript is spliced from 3 exons. Bases 605 to 1255 code for a protein of 216 amino acids.
CAUGUAUCUUUGAAUGCUUAGAUUUAGUUCUUCUUCCUCUUUUGAUUAUUUAUCUUUUUUUCUUUUUAUAUUCUUAUUUGUUGUUCUUCAGAAUUUUCUUGUUUUGUUAAUUUCUGUUUUUCAUGUGGAAUAGUUUUUUCUUCAAAUUCAUUUAUCCUGAACCCAAACCGAUAAACGGGCUACGACUUUAAACAUGAUGAUGGAUCUUCAAGUUCACGGUAACUUGACUUUUCUCGCUUUUCAUUUAUCUUUUUUUUGUGAUUCUUCAAUAAGGAAACUGGUUCAGGAACCUCCUUGGGUUUUAAUCAUCAUCUUAUCUUCAUCUUAUGUUACCUGUUGAUUAUAAUGAUAAUGAUGAAGAAGAAGAAGAAGAUGAUGAGGAUGAGGAUAAGGAGCCCCAUCAUCAAGUAGUUAGAGUAACAGUACUUCCUAGUGACCGGAUAAAUUAACAUUCUGACAAAUUUCUUGUUUCUUAUUUUGUCUCAUUCAUUGAGAUUCAGUUUAAUUUAGUGUCUCUUUACAAAUACUUGAUUUACUUAUUUAUUUAGUUAGUUAGUUGACAAUUUAUAUUUGAGAUUUGAUUUGGAAUAAAAUUCAAGAGAAAAUGAAAGUCACCGGUAUUGUCUUAAUUUGUUCAGUUUUUUUCAUUGGUUUUGUAGUUGGUGAUAAUUCAUCAUCAUCUCCAUCAUCUUCAUCACUUCAAUCAUCUCAAUCUCAAUCUCCAUCUUCAUCUGUUUCCACAACCAAACUUGGUCGAUUCGAACAAAGUAAAAAAGAUAUUCAAUCGUUCAUUUCAACUCGAAAUCUAUUCAAAACUGUAAUUAAAUUAUUAUUCGGAUCAAGUGAAGAAAGUGCAGCGACAUCAAGACAAGUUCUAAAUGUUCUCGUACAAGCUCUUGAUUUGAUUCGCAACUCAUUCAGUCAAAGAUCACGAAGUUCAUCCAGAGGAUUCAAAGAAGCCGUUGAUGAUGCGUCGAUUGCUGGAGUUACCAUGUUACGGGGAUACGUCAAGUCGGUUCUUUCGAGUGAUGAUGAUCAAUGUGCUCAACGACAUUUAUGUGAAUCGUCAAAAGAAGCGAUAAGAGAAGGACGUGAACUCGGUUAUAUUGUUUCUCAGGUCGGAGGUUAUGCUUCCAGUUAUUUGUUACAACAACAAAAGUCAAUUCCAUCGACAUCAAGUUAUGAGGCUGUUCGAAAAGGUCGCAACAAUGAAGAUUGUGCCAAAGUUUAUUCCAAUUGUAAUGAAGCUGAAUGAUUAUCUUAUUAACUUAUUAACUUAUUAAAUAUUAUUUAUUCUGUUGUUACAAAACAAA